CCCUCGCACUUCCGUGUGCCGCGGCGCCGGAGCCCCAGGCUGCUGCAGCCCAGAUACCCCGAGCGACCCCCGGCGCCUGCCCGCCGUGCCGAGGCCCGGGCCACACCUCACUGGCCGCUGGACUCGUCCCAGUCAGCGCCGCGCCGACCCCCGUCCGCGCGCGCCAAGGAGCCGCCCGCCCGCCACCGCCGCCGCGACCCUUGGCGCCUGCCCCUGCGCCGGGAGGUCUGCAGGGAACUGGCCAGGCAAGGGUGCAGGCCUGUUUCUCCUGGUGGUUGGUGCGUUGCAGCAGCAGCAGGAGCCAGGACUAAGGACAAGCGGGAGCUGGGAGCCCCAGGCCCACUGCAGGCCCUGCCAUGGCGCCAUUCCUGCGCAUCGCCUUCAACUCCUACGAGCUGGGCUCCCUGCAGGCUGAGGACGAGGCGAACCAGCCCUUCUGUGCCGUGAAGAUGAAGGAGGCGCUUAGCACAGAGCGUGGGAAAACACUGGUGCAGAAGAAACCGACCAUGUAUCCUGAGUGGAAGUCGACAUUCGAUGCCCACAUCUAUGAGGGUCGCGUCAUCCAGAUCGUGCUAAUGCGGGCAGCCGAGGAGCCAGUGUCUGAGGUGACCGUGGGUGUGUCGGUGCUGGCCGAGCGCUGCAAGAAGAACAACGGCAAGGCUGAGUUCUGGCUGGACCUGCAGCCUCAGGCCAAGGUGUUGAUGUCUGUUCAGUAUUUCCUGGAGGACGUGGAUUGCAAACAGUCUAUGCGCAGUGAGGACGAGGCCAAGUUCCCAACGAUGAACCGCCGCGGAGCCAUCAAACAGGCCAAAAUCCACUACAUCAAGAACCAUGAGUUUAUCGCCACCUUCUUUGGGCAACCCACCUUCUGUUCUGUGUGCAAAGACUUUGUCUGGGGCCUCAACAAGCAAGGCUACAAAUGCAGGCAAUGUAACGCCGCCAUCCACAAGAAAUGCAUCGACAAGAUCAUCGGCAGAUGCACUGGCACUGCGGCCAACAGCCGGGACACCAUAUUCCAGAAAGAACGCUUCAACAUCGACAUGCCGCACCGCUUCAAGGUUCACAACUACAUGAGCCCCACCUUCUGUGACCACUGCGGCAGCCUGCUCUGGGGACUGGUGAAGCAAGGAUUAAAGUGUGAAGACUGCGGCAUGAAUGUGCACCAUAAAUGCCGGGAGAAGGUGGCCAACCUCUGCGGCAUCAACCAGAAGCUCUUGGCCGAGGCCUUGAACCAAGUCACCCAGAGAGCCUCCCGGAGAUCAGACUCGGCCUCCUCAGAGCCUGUUGGGAUAUACCAGGGUUUCGAGAAGAAGACCGGAGUCGCUGGGGAGGACUCGCAAGACAACAGUGGGACCUACGGCAAGAUCUGGGAGGGCAGCAGCAAGUGCAACAUCAACAACUUCAUCUUCCACAAGGUCCUGGGCAAAGGCAGCUUCGGGAAGGUGCUGCUUGGAGAGCUGAAGGGCAGAGGAGAGUACUUUGCCGUCAAGGCCCUCAAGAAGGAUGUAGUCCUGAUCGACGACGACGUGGAAUGCACCAUGGUUGAGAAGCGGGUGCUGACGCUCGCCGCAGAAAAUCCCUUUCUCACCCACCUCAUCUGCACCUUCCAGACCAAGGACCACCUGUUCUUUGUGAUGGAGUUCCUCAACGGGGGGGACCUGAUGUACCACAUCCAGGACAAAGGCCGCUUUGAACUCUACCGUGCCACGUUUUAUGCAGCUGAGAUAAUCUGUGGACUGCAGUUUCUACACAGCAAGGGCAUCAUUUACAGGGACCUCAAACUGGACAAUGUGCUGCUGGACCGGGAUGGCCAUAUCAAGAUUGCCGACUUUGGGAUGUGCAAAGAGAAUAUAUUCGGGGAGAACCGGGCCAGCACCUUCUGCGGCACUCCUGACUAUAUCGCCCCUGAGAUCCUACAGGGCCUGAAGUACACAUUCUCAGUGGACUGGUGGUCUUUCGGGGUCCUUCUGUAUGAGAUGCUCAUUGGCCAGUCCCCCUUCCAUGGUGAUGAUGAGGAUGAACUCUUCGAGUCCAUCCGUGUGGACACACCGCAUUAUCCCCGCUGGAUCACCAAGGAGUCCAAGGACAUCCUGGAGAAGCUCUUUGAAAGAGAACCGACCAAGAGGCUGGGAGUGACCGGAAACAUCAAAAUCCACCCCUUCUUCAAGACCAUAAACUGGACUCUGCUGGAAAAGCGGAGGUUGGAGCCACCCUUCAGGCCCAAAGUGAAGUCCCCCAGAGACUACAGCAACUUCGACCAGGAGUUCCUGAAUGAGAAGGCGCGCCUCUCCUACAGCGACAAGAACCUUAUCGACUCCAUGGACCAGUCUGCGUUUGCCGGCUUCUCCUUUGUGAAUCCCAAAUUCGAGCACCUCCUGGAAGACUGAGGUUCCUGGACAGAGUAGGCUAGCCCCGCCCUCGACCCACAUCUGACCCCUCCCCAUGAUAAGCACCAGAAGGACUGUGGUGACUUCUGCUGCUGGCCCUGCCCCUGCCCCCAGAGCGGCCUUGGCUCCUGUCUGGCCAGGCUCUCAUGGUACUUCCUCUGUGAACUGUGUGUGAAUCUGCUUUUCCUCUGCUCUCGGAGGGAAAUUGUAAAUCCUGUGUUUCAUUACUUGAAUGUAGUUAUCUAUUGAAAAUAUAUAUUAUAUAUAUAGACAUAUAUAUAUAUAAUAGGCUGUAUAUAUUGCUCAGUAGAGAAAAACCAUGGGGGACUGGUGACAUGUUGAUCUUUUUCAAAAAAAUAUAUAUACGACAAAAAAAAAAAAAAAGGAGCACAAGCUGUUUGAACCACCAGGUUCUUUUAUUUGUGUCUAAAUAAACAACAAAUGGUACCAA
Molecule: messenger RNA, 2838 nt
Organism: Chlorocebus sabaeus (green monkey)
Lineage: Eukaryota; Metazoa; Chordata; Mammalia; Primates; Cercopithecidae
Gene: PRKCD
Product: protein kinase C delta
Biological process (GO): protein phosphorylation
Molecular function (GO): diacylglycerol-dependent serine/threonine kinase activity; ATP binding
Source: RefSeq, a predicted model, not a curated record